CACACUACAAUGCCAGCCCUGAUUUCUCUGCUCUCCCUCAGAAUUCGACGAUUUCUCUGGAUGUUUGUGGCAAGACAGCUAUGAGGGCAUCGACAAAGGCUGUUCUUAUUCUUUUAGCAAAACGUAGAGAGUUUUAUUUAAACUUUUCAUCCUGCCUUUAGCAUUAUCGUUAUUUUGUGUAUUCCUGCUGUGGGUAAAACCACAUCCCACAAAAACAUGAGUUCAGUGCGCCGGUAAUAAAAUGUCUUUAGGCUACGUCGAAAAUAACCUAGAUUUAUGCCUAACUUGGACGAAAUUCUGAAUAUGACUAAAAGUUAACAAAUCGUGGAUAGCCUAUAGUCAUGGGGGAACACUUGAAUUUGGGGUAUAUAAACUAAUAACGUUUGGAUUCAUUGUUUAACAUGAGAGCAGGUGAGCCAGUCUUCGUGUUUGUCUAGUGAGGCGCUGCGCGCAUUUCCCGCGGAAAGAACGAAGCGGAGUGUUGGAGCACGGCGGAGAACAGCGAAGUGAUCUGUGCUGGGGAUUACGCCUCCGAACACCGCAGACAAGCCAGGGACGACGAUAUGGGUUCCAGGCUGUGUGAUGGACGACCGGCGCACCUCAUCCUCCUCCUGCUCCUCGUCCUCCAGGCCAUGGUGCCGCUCUGCUCUGGUGAACGCACCUGCCCUCACAGCUGCCGUUGUGAGGGGAAGAUAGUCCACUGCGAGUCAGCUGGCUUCUUGGACGUCCCUGAGAACAUCUCAGUGGGCUGCCAGGGCCUCUCUCUUCGCUACAACGACCUGCACACACUGCUCCCCUACCAGUUUGCCCACCUCAACCAGCUCCUCUGGCUCUACAUGGACCACAACCAGAUCUCUUCUCUAGACAGUCGGGUCUUCCAGGGAGUCCGCAGGCUUAAAGAGCUGAUCCUCAGCUCCAACAAGAUCUCUCAGCUCCACAACGCCACCUUCCACGGGGUGCCCAACCUCCGCAGCCUGGACCUGUCCUACAACAAGCUGCAGGUGCUUCAGCCGGGGCAGUUCCACGGCCUGAAGAAGCUGCAGAACCUCCACUUGCGCUCCAACGGCCUCACCAUAGUCCCCAUCCGGGCCUUCCUGGAAUGCCGCAGCCUAGAGUUUCUGGACCUGGGCUACAACCGUCUCCGGGCCCUCACCAGGACCACCUUCCUGGGGUUACAGAGGCUCAUGGAGCUGCAUCUGGAGCACAACCAGUUCUCUCGGAUCAACUUCUUUCUGUUCCCACGUCUUGCUAACUUGCGGGCGCUCUACCUGCAGUGGAACCGCAUCCGAGCAGUCAACCAGGGCCUUCCCUGGACUUGGCACACGCUGCAGAAACUGGAUCUGUCUGGCAAUGAGAUCCAGACCCUGGACCCUGCCGUGUUCCAUUGCCUGCCUAACCUCCAGACCCUCAACCUGGAGUCCAACAAGCUGUCCAACGUGUCCCAGGAGGCAGUGUCUGCAUGGAUCUCUCUGAACUCUAUCAACCUUGCAGGUAACGUGUGGGACUGUGGGACAGGCAUCUGUCCCCUGGUGGCCUGGCUGAGGAACUUUCGUGGCACUAAAGACACGACCAUGAUAUGCAGCAGCCCAAAGCAGCUCCAGGGAGAGAAGAUCAUGGAGGCUACAAGGAACAAUGGAAUAUGUGAGGAAACUGAUUACUUCCAGACAGAAACCCCUUCACCAACCCCGGAUUUCAUUGAAACGACACCCGACCCAACCCCUGCCCCCACCAGCCCACUUCCACCCCUGCCUCCACCUACCACCCUGGCCCCCCUACCCCCACCUCGGCCUCAGCCCCCCCGGCCUACUUUUCCCAGCCGGGUAAGGAUUGACCCCAGAGACUCCCCUCCCCGGGCUCCUCCCUCCCUCCGCAGCCUGGUGGUGACUCAGCCCCCAGAGCCGGAGCACAUGUCCUUCCACAAGGUGGUGGUGGGCAGCGUGGCACUCUUCUUCACCAUGUCACUCGUCCUGACCGUCAUCUACGUGUUAUGGAGGCGCUACCCGAAUGCGGCACGGCUCCUGCAGCAGCGCUCCGUGGUGGGCCGCAAGCGGCGGAAAAAGAGCCCGGAGCCUGAGCAAAACCUGAGCUCCCAGCUGCAGGAGUAUUACAUGAGCUACAAUCCGGCCGCCACCCCGGAGGGCUUGGAGGUGCUGGGCAACGGGACUGGCUCCUGCACCUGCACCAUCUCUGGCUCCAGGGAAUGCGAGAGUGAAUACACAUGUCCCCGUCCACUACCUGGAGCUUGGCUUGGAGACAUACCCACCAUUCACUAGGAGACAUGUACGUUUUACCAGCCAGUUGCUAACAAGAAGAGGAAUCAGGGCCUACAACACUAUGGCUACCCCAUUACUGUCUGUCCUAACAUUACGGUGGCACUCUCUAAACAUCUGCUACAGACAUAUGUCAAACUAUACCUCAAAAGGCCCAUGGACAACCUAAUUUGGAAGCAAGAAUGACUUUCAUGAUUUCUACCACUCUGAAUAUUUAUGUUUUCUUUUACAAGGUCUAUAUACUCUUUCUGUAUCUUAGGUUCUCAGCUGCCCUACAGCAGUGUUCAUCCAACUAUGACUAAGGUUGCUGUUAAAGCAUUGGCCAUGUUAACUCUUUGAUUGGCCAAUUAGGCUGGUCCAGAUUGAGGGGGUUUGGAACACUUCACGUCUGCAGCACCUCUCUGACCGUUGGCAUGGAAACUUGGGACUCUGAUGGGGCGGCCUGUGCCACGAUGGGCGGUGUCACUCUGCUGGAGGCUGGCGAAGUGAAAAUGGGCUGUGGAGCAUAUGGACCAUUACAGUUAAUGAAGGUGACUAGUGGACAGGGCGAUGGCCGUCCAGACGCAGAUUGUCCCUUCUUUCCCGGCUAGGAACCACAGGCUUCACAGUGAAGUGUCAGCCCAGCAACGUUUUGAUGAUGUGCACUGAACAAGUAGCUCUGACUGCCUAGCAAAAUUAUAAUGUGCAAACUGCUGUGUGUAAUUUAAAAUACAUGUCCAUGGUUUUUCUUUGCUGUUGAACAACCCAUUAUUUGCAGCUGGGGUUUUGAAAAAUAUUAAUAAUUUCUAUUCUGCCAAGAUGGCUUCAAAACCAUCUACGCUCUCGGCUCAGAAGUGUUCAUGUGGAUUUUGUUUGCUUUAUACGUUUACAGCGUGUACCUGUCUCUUGAGUAAUAUUUGAGUAAAGCUCUCAUUGUUCAUUUAGUCCCCUGGGGAGAGCUGCAUUCAAUAGCUGGAAGUACUUUUCUGAGAAGUCUGAGGAUCUAGUCUGGAGAACAGCUGAUCUUCCUGCCAAUCACACCUGGUGGUGGAGGAACUCAAUCUAUUCCCAGACACACAGACAACUGUAAUUACACAUCUUGGCUCAGGACAGGAAAGAAAAUUUAAAAUAAAACUGAGACUCAAA
Molecule: messenger RNA, 3395 nt
Organism: Salmo salar (Atlantic salmon)
Lineage: Eukaryota; Metazoa; Chordata; Actinopteri; Salmoniformes; Salmonidae
Product: leucine-rich repeat transmembrane neuronal protein 4
Molecular function (GO): protein binding
Source: RefSeq, a predicted model, not a curated record